Molecule: messenger RNA, 679 nt
Organism: Chaetomium fimeti
Lineage: Eukaryota; Fungi; Ascomycota; Sordariomycetes; Sordariales; Chaetomiaceae
Exons: 2
Coding region: 110-679 (189 amino acids)
Source: RefSeq, a predicted model, not a curated record
CUGCAUUGUUUCUACUUACGGCACUGGUGCUAGUAAUCUUCGUUUCUCCUCUGUAUUAGUUCAACGUAUACACAUAAUUAUCGCCACUACGACUCUACCCACACCCAAAAUGAAGUUUUUCGCAGUUCUCGCCUUCGGCACCGGCCUCGCCCUUUCCGCACCCCUCGUCUCAGAGCGGCAAGCCAACUCCUGCUUCCUUGUCGGCGACCAAGUCCUCCCCAAAGAGGUCGCCGACAUUGCAACCGAUCUACAACAGCGCAUCACCUGCGACGGCUCCCGAACGACCCGCUCGGGCGUACCGGACGUCUCGUCGGGCGGCGUGUCAUUCUCAUCUGUCAACUUCGCCUCCUCAUCCCAAUCCCCGCUUGAAUUCGCGCUGGACAAGUUUGCGACGCCCACACCCCUACGCAACGCCGACCUCGCCACCUUCCAGAGCCAGCUCGACGUCUACCUCGCGACUGAGGCCGGCAUCCGGUCGGUCGGCGGGAACCUCGGCAUCAAGGUGCCCAAGUUCUUCCUGCAGUUCCAGGUCUCGCGCAUCCAGACUGCGCAGGGCAACCCGCCCACGGCGCCGGGUGCGCAGGUUGAUCAUUUGUUGCAGAAGGUGCUGAAGAAUGCCCCGAGGGAGAGCCAACAGCUGCGUGAUCAGGUUACGGCGUUGGCGACGAUCCUGGAGUGA